AUGUGUAAUCCCUUUCUGUUCCCGCUGUCAGGCUGUAGAGUCACAGAAGAAGGCUGUUCUUCCCUGGCUUCAGCUCUGAGAUCAAACCCCUCACACCUGAGAGAGCUGGACCUGAGCUACAAUCACCCAGGAGACUCAGGAGUGAAGCUGCUCUCUGCUGUACUGGAGGAUCCCAGCUGUAAACUGGAGAAGCUGAAUGUGGAUCACAGUGGAGAGUGCAGGACCAGACCAGGCUUACAGAAAUACUCCUGCCAGCUGACGCUGGACCCCAACACGGCAAACAGACGCCUGUCUCUGUCAGGGGGGAACAGGACGGUGACACAAGAGUGGGGGGCAGAGCAGCCAUAUCCUGAUCAUCCAGAGAGAUUUGACAGCCGCCCCCAAGUUCUGUGCAGAGAGAGUCUGACUGGCCGCUGUUACUGGGAGGCUGAGUGGGAUGGAGAUGCAGCCUGGAUAGGAGUGACUUACAAAGGGAUCAGGAGGAAAGGAGGGAGUGACUGUGGGCUUGGAGCCAAUGACAAGUCAUGGUGUCUGUACUGUUAUACUGACAGUUACUCUGUCCGGCACAAUAAGAAACAGACUCUCAUACCCAUACGGCCCUCAGGCUCCCGCAGAGUAGGAGUGUAUCUGGACUGGGGGGCUGGUGCUCUGUCCUUCUACAGAGUCUCCUCUGAUGGACUGACCCCCCUGCACAGACUCACCUCCUCAUUCACUGAGUCCCUCUAUCCAGGGUCUGGGGUUUAUAGAAACUCCUCUGUGUCACUGUGACGUGUUGCUGGUUCUCCUGGCAAAAAGGUAAAAUCUCUGCUUUUUAACCUUUAUAAUCAUUUUUAUAUGUAAAGUAUAAUGUACAGUACUGUGCAAAAGUCUUAGGCAGGCAAAGAAAAUGAUGUUUAGAUUAUCCUCGUGUUGGUGUAAAACUAUAAUAUGAUGCCUGUCAAAGUAUGUCAGCUUCGCCAUUUCAGAACCUCUGCUAAAAUCAUCCUAGUAUUUGCAGUGACCGUCCAGUGCAGCCAUGUAUUUUUUGACUUGGCCACUAACACACCUCAUACAGCUAGUCAAUCUCUCACUGACCUUUUAAACCAAUAUAUGAUGACACCAAGGUGGGUGGUGUAGCAGAUACUGAAUUAGCGGCUCAGCAGCUACAGCGGGAUCUUGAUUUAAUUAGUGACUGGGCCCAUACCUGGCAGAUGAAAUUUAACGUUGAUAAAUGUAAGGUACUCCAUCUAGGGAGCAGAAAUAUAAAGUACAGGUAUUUCAUGGGUGUCACUGAAAUAAAGGUAGCCGAUCAUGAGAAAGACCUUGGUGUGUAUGUUGAUGCUUCCAUGUCCCAUUCUCGCCAGUGUGGGGAAGCAAUAAAAAAGGCCAAUAGGAUGUUGGGGUAUAUCUCCAGGUGUGUGGAGUUUAAGUCAAGGGAGGUAAUGCUAAGAUUAUACAAUUCCUUGGUGAGACCUCACCUAGAAUAUUGUGUGCAGGUUUGGUCACCAUAUCUUAAAAAGGACAUUGUGGUCUUAGAAAAGGUGCAGCGUAGGACCACAAAAAUGAUUCCUGGUCUUUGAGGAAUGUCAUACGAGGAACGUUUACUUGAGCUAAAUCUGUUCAGUCUCAAGCAAAGGAGACUGAGGGGGGACAUGAUCCAGGUAUAUAAGAUUCUAACAGGUUUGGAUGCUGUUCAACCAAAUAGUUACUUCAGCAUUAGUUUAAAUACACGAACUCGUGGCCAUAGGUGGAAAUUAGCGGGAGAACAUUUCAAGCUGGAUUUAAGGAAGCACUUCUUUACACAGCGCGUAGUCAGAGUAUGGAAUAGUCUUCCUGAUAACGUAGUGCAAGCUGAAUCCUUGGGUUCCUUUAAAUCAGAGCUAGAUAAGAUUUUAACUACUCUGAGCUAUUAGUUUAGUUCUCCCCAAGCGAGCUUGAUGGGCCGAAUGGCCUCCUCUCAUUCAUAUAGUUCUUAUGUUCUUAUAUUUCAUUAUUUCAUUCAGUUGUUGGUGAAAUUUAACAAAAUCAUGGAACGGCUGAGGUUCCCCUGAGGAGAAGUUUGGGAACUGAAGCGGUGUUCAUCUAGCCAUCCAACUAGAUAUCAGUAACUUUUUAGAAAACAGAAGAAAUUACUACUAGUUUUUAUUGUGUUACUCUUAAUUUGCACACGUUCUAAUAUUAAAUUGUGUUUUUUGUUCUAAGCCAAAGUACACUUGCUACCCAGAUAAACAGCUUUAAACAUUUCUUUGGACUGACUAAGACUUUUACACAGGACUGUAUGUUUGACAAAAGAUAAAUGCCUGUGUUCAGUGAGCUGAAUAACAUGAAAAAUAUAGUUUUAUACGUUUUUUUCUCUGACUAAAAUGUAACUAAAUGUAAUCCUGAUUGAGGGGGGGCUUUCCCUCUCCCCUGUAUAUGUACAUUUUAUAUAUUUAUGUCCAUUUACUGUAUUCCCUCCCUGUACAAUGACAGUAAAGGCUUUCUGUUCUGUCCUA
Messenger RNA from Brienomyrus brachyistius, 2474 nucleotides. RefSeq names its product stonustoxin subunit beta-like. The record is from RefSeq and is a predicted model, not a curated record. The transcript has 4 exons. Gene Ontology annotation, molecular function: protein binding. Lineage: Eukaryota; Metazoa; Chordata; Actinopteri; Osteoglossiformes; Mormyridae. The coding region runs from base 1 to 768 and encodes 255 amino acids.